Messenger RNA from Elgaria multicarinata webbii, 4887 nucleotides. It is a transcript of the gene SEC24C, whose product is annotated as SEC24 homolog C, COPII coat complex component. Gene Ontology annotation, cellular component: endoplasmic reticulum exit site; COPII vesicle coat. Lineage: Eukaryota; Metazoa; Chordata; Lepidosauria; Squamata; Anguidae. Gene Ontology annotation, molecular function: SNARE binding; zinc ion binding. The transcript is spliced from 25 exons. The record is from RefSeq and is a predicted model, not a curated record. Gene Ontology annotation, biological process: COPII-coated vesicle cargo loading; intracellular protein transport; endoplasmic reticulum to Golgi vesicle-mediated transport. Bases 108 to 3650 code for a protein of 1180 amino acids.
CGAGGCGGGUGGAGGGAGCGGGCUUCCGGUGAGGAAGAGUUGAGGGACGGGCCCAGGAACCGGAAGCCGGCGCCAACGGUGAAGAAUAGUCUGGGGAUGUGAACACAAUGAGUGUAAACCAGCAAACUCACACAGGGCCACCUUAUGGACAACCGCAGCCUGGAUAUGCAGGAUACCUGCAGCCUGGUUAUGGAGGGCAGCAAAUUCCGAGCGUUCCUGCUUCUCAGUAUGGUGCUUACAAUGGUCCAGUGACAGGAUAUCAGCAGACAGGUCCCCCACAAGGUUACUUUCCUUCACUGGGGUUUCCUUCUAAGGGCUCUCCAGUUUCUCUCGAUUCUGAUGCUUCUUUUGCUCCUAACUUCAUAGGUUCUCUAAGAGCUUCCACCACUUCUGGAGCACCUGCAUCAACAUCUGGAACACUAGUUGCUCCCGGGCAGCCAGUCUAUAGUCAGUUUGGACAAGGGGAUGUACGUAAUGGAAUUCCUGCUUCUACUGUUCCAUUGCAAAGAUCUUCUCAGCAGUUCAUACCUGGCACAGCACCCACUGCUAUUAGCCAGCCAGCUUCUUUCCAGCAAUAUGGGCCAUCACCUACAAGCACACAUCAACUGACCAAUCAUAUGGCAGGAAUGCAGAUAGGCAGUGUUUCUGCCUCUGCUCUCCCCCCAGCUGGACUGGGCUAUGGUCCCCCAACAUCAGUUCCACACGCCUCAGGAAGCUUUACUGCAACAGGAUCUGGGCAGUAUGUGUCAUAUUCAAACCAAGGGCCACCACCUGCUCAUAUCCCACAUGGAUUGCCUCCUACCAGCUUGUCUCAGGGUCUUCCCAUGACACAACCUGCUAUGUCUGGUCCUCCGUCAGCACCUCACCUUCCCUCUCAAGACGCAAGGUUUGCUGCCCCGCCACCUACUUCUGCUGGGGUUGGAGGUUCCAGCUACCCUCCUGCGACAGGCGUUUCAAGGCCUCCCACAAUGCAGGGUGCAUCAUUAGCUGGGCAAGCAGUUACUGGGCUGCUUGCUUCCCAGCCAAAUCAUGUGACUUCACCGCCACUGCCACCAUCUAUGACAGGGCCACCCCCUGGACCACCAAUGGCAGGCUUGCAAGGACCACCUUCCACCCAGCCUUCGCAACCAGGAUAUGCACCACAACAGAAUGGGUCCUUUGGGCAGAAUAGAGGUAACCAGCCAAACUAUAAUGCGGCUUACUCUGGGCCAGCAAAUUAUGGGAGUCAGCCUGGACCGCCACCUCCAGCAAAACGUCUAGAUCCAGACUCUAUUCCUAGUCCACAACUCAAUGAGCUGCCACCUCAGCAGAAACCCAGACACAGAAUAGAUCCAGAUGCAAUUCCCAGCCCAAUCCAGGUAAUAGAAGAUGACAGGAAUAAUCGUGGGUCAGAGCCAUUCGUCACUGGAGUCCGUGGGCAAGUCCCACCCCUUGUCACUACCAAUUUCUUGGUCAAAGAUCAAGGGAAUGCAAGCCCCCGCUACAUAAGAUGUACAUCCUAUAAUAUCCCCUGCACUUCAGAUAUGGCUAAACAGUCUCAAGUUCCUCUUGCUGCAGUCAUAAAGCCAUUGGCUGCACUGCCUACAGAAGAGACUCCUCCUUAUUUGGUAGACCAUGGAGAAUCGGGUCCUAUCCGGUGCAAUAGGUGCAAGGCCUAUAUGUGCCCUUUUAUGCAAUUCAUUGAGGGUGGAAGAAGAUUCCAGUGCUGCUUCUGUAGUUGUGUCACCGAGGUGCCGUCUCACUACUUCCAGCAUUUGGAUCACACAGGCAGACGGGUGGACUACUAUGAUAGACCUGAAUUAUCAUUGGGGUCCUAUGAAUUCUUGGCAACUGUUGACUACUGCAAGAAUAACAAGUAUCCCAACCCCCCUGCUUUUAUUUUCAUGAUUGAUGUAUCCUAUAAUGCGAUAAGAAAUGGCCUGGUAAGACUGAUCUGUGAAGAGUUGAAGACUCUCCUGGACUACCUGCCCAGAGAAGGAAACAUGGAAGAAUCGGCCAUCCGUGUGGGCUUUGUCACCUACAACAAGGUUUUGCACUUCUAUAAUGUGAAGAGCUCUCUGGCACAGCCACAAAUGAUGGUUGUGUCUGAUGUAGCGGAUAUGUUCGUACCUCUUCUUGAUGGCUUCCUGGUGAACAUUAAUGAGUCUCGCACAGUUUUCACCAGCUUGCUGGACCAGAUCCCUGAAAUGUUUGCUGAUACAAGAGAAACAGAAACUGUGUUUGCGCCAGUGAUUCAGGCUGGCAUGGAAGCUCUAAAGGCAGCAGAGUGUGCUGGCAAGCUCUUCAUAUUUCACACAUCACUGCCUAUUGCAGAAGCCCCAGGGAAGCUGAAGAACAGAGAUGACAAGAAACUGAUAAAUACUGAUAAAGAAAAGACACUGUUUCAGCCUCAGACAGGCUUCUACAGCAACUUAGCCAAGGAAUGUGUAACACAAGGCUGCUGUGUGGAUCUGUUCCUUUUCCCAAACCAGUAUUUGGAUGUGGCUACCUUGGGAAUUGUUUCUCAUCAGACAGGUGGCUCCCUUUAUAAAUACACCUAUUUCCAGGUGGAAACAGAUCAGGAGCGCUUCUUGAAUGACUUGCGUAGAGAUGUUCAAAAAGAAGUGGGCUUUGAUGCUGUGAUGAGAGUACGCACGAGCACUGGUAUUCGAGCAACAGACUUCUUUGGAGCAUUCUACAUGAGCAACACAACAGAUGUGGAACUAGCAGGCUUAGAUUGUGACAAAACAAUCACUGUGGAAUUCAAACAUGAUGACAAGCUUGGUGAAGAUAGUGGAGCACUUCUUCAGUGUGCUGUACUGUAUACAAGCUGUGCAGGACAGCGGCGAUUGCGUAUUCACAACCUCUCCUUGAACUGCUGCACACAGCUGGCUGAUCUUUACAGGAACUGUGAAACGGACACACUUAUCAAUUACUUGGCCAAAUUUGCAUAUCGUGGAGUUCUGAACAAUCCAGUCAAGACAGUGAGAGAUACACUGAUCAAUCAAUGUGCCCAGAUCUUGGCAUGCUACCGGAAAAAUUGUGCUAGCCCCUCCUCUGCUGGACAGUUGAUUCUCCCUGAAUGCAUGAAACUGCUCCCUGUGUAUCUGAACUGUAUUUUGAAAAGUGAUGUGCUCCAGCCUGGCUCAGAAGUCACAACUGAUGACCGCUCCUACAUCCGCCAACUAGUCACCUCUAUGGAUGUGGCAGAAACAAAUGUUUUCUUUUACCCCAGACUCUUACCACUGACCAAAGUAGAUCUCAACAGUGACUCACUACCAACAGCAAUCAGAAACUCUGAGGAGCGUCUCUCUAAGGGUGACAUAUAUCUUCUAGAAAAUGGGCUGAACAUAUUUUUAUGGAUAGGAGUAAAUGUUCAGCAAGGGCUGAUCCAAAACCUCUUUGGAGUUUCAUCAUUCAGCCAGAUCAGCAGCUCUAUGUACAUGCUACCAAUUUUGGAUAAUCCCUUUUCAAAGAGAGUACGAUCCAUCAUUGAUAUGUUCCAGUCUCAAAGGUCACGCUACAUGAAGCUCAUGAUUGUGAAGCAGGAAGACAAGCUAGAUCUGCUGUUCAAACAUUUCUUGGUGGAAGACAAGAGCAUGAAUGGGGGGGCUUCAUACGUGGACUUCCUCUGCCACAUGCAUAAAGAGAUUCGCCAGUUGCUGAGCUAGAGCUGGAGUUAUGCUGGAUUCCAGCACUGGCACUUCUAUGUUCAAUAACCACCUGAUGAAUGGGCCCAGCUCCUUUGAGAAGGACAAUAUAGAAACCUGUACAAUUCCAUAAUUUUAAUGCAUUGUGCAUAAACAAUUUCAGCAUCUCCAAAACCCUUUGAGAGAGUGAGACAUGGACAGACAAAACACCUAUAGAGCAGGGAAGCAUUAUUUGAUGUCAGACCUUAGUCCUGUGUCUCUUACUGUGCUUGGCAGGAAUCUACACCUCUUGCCUGCUGCCAGCCCAAUUCUGUUAUAAGAGAUCUCUUGAAUACACUGCACAUGGUUCGGCAUCAAGUGAAAAGUGAUUGUUCUUCAAAAUUACACAGUAGCUGCUAUAUUUGUGUAUGUGAUUCUCUGUAUGAAAAGGAGCCACGUAGGGAAAUAUAAGUGGCAGGCCCUGGUCAAUUAACGGACUGAUGUUGGAUAAAGCAGGCAACGUUUUCAUAUCUGGAGGGAGCAAUGUGCUGUAAGCAAUUAUAGAAUGGCGUCUUCUAGAAAACAUCACUUGAGUUCUGAGCCAGACUAUCAAGUUGUUGUAUUGCUGUGCAGAUCUGCCUUGGAAUAAGAGGGUGCUAACAAGCAGGUGCUUGCUCCGAGAGAAUAAAAUCUAUCUUGGGUUGGUAUGAACACCGCUCUGGGAAAAGCAGUAUCCCCCUUUUAUUCUUUUUACCAGUGUCCUCUUGCUUUGGUGUGUGUUGGCUUUUUCCAUUCACAUGCUAGGUUUUGCUUGGAAUACUUUCUUAAAGAAGAUGUUCAUGCUUUCCCCUUCUUUUCAUUUUAGAAAGUAAUGUUUUAUAACAAGAUGUCAAAAGUGACAUAGGAGUUUGCUAGGGGAUGGUCAGUUUGAAUUGUACCCAAGAAAGCACUGAGGAGACGUGUAGCACCAUGUGGAAGGAAUAGUUCUUACUCAUAAUGUAAGGUUCAAUCAUGCCUCUGUGUAUUCUGAUGUUCAAACCCUUAGUAGAGCUGAAGUAUUCUAGCCAUUGGUAGCUAACAGAUACAGCACUUAAAAGGUUCUAUCCCAGAUUAUUCUUACUGUUCCACCAGUGUAGGGUAUCCAUGGCAAGCCUGCUUGUGGUCAUACCUCAAACAAUCAACUUGGGUUUGCAGCUGCCCUUUCUAGUGAUGUAGGUGAUGUGUUUGAGACUUCAGGAGUCCAAGGGCUCAUGAAUUUUUCAAAAGGAGACAAAUUAUU